Messenger RNA from Cylindrotheca closterium, 699 nucleotides. The record is from the annotation of a GenBank genome assembly. Lineage: Eukaryota; Bacillariophyta; Bacillariophyceae; Bacillariales; Bacillariaceae.
AUGAAUCCACUAUCCUCUGUCGAAUCAUCAUUUGUCUCAGUAGCAAUCGCUGCCAUUUGCUUGGGAUAUGGAGCCAAAACCAUCCAAUUGGAAGAGAUUUCGGAGAAUGUCGAUAAUUUGAUCAUGCCCCUGUACAGGAAUCUCGUGAUUCUGUACUUGGCGUUACGAAUUUACGACAAACUAAAGGCCACGAUUGAAAAGAGAAUAUCCGCUAAAGCAGUACCGCCACACGAUGAUGAAGCAAUGCGACUGGCAAAGAACGCGGAACAACCUGUCGAUCUUACAGGAACCUUCAAAUUGAUCAAGAAUGAGAAUUUUGGACCCUUUUUGGCGGCCCAGGGUGUCCCAUGGGCUUUGCGUGGAGCUGCAAAUGCAGCAAGACCAACUCACAAGAUAACUCAUCAAGGAAAUAUGAUUACCAUUGCGAUUAAAGGUCCUCUUAAAUCAUCCUCAACCUACACCAUCGGUGGCGAGCCAGUUCCAGCCAGAAUACGAGGGAGGCGAUUCGAGGAUUCCGUGUCCUACAUUGAGUCGGGAGUAUGCACUACGAAGAGAGCUUGCGACGAUGGAUACGUAGUGAAAGUUGAUCGAGUUUUGUCACCGGAUAAGAACGAAAUUCGAAUGAAGAGCUCGGUUGUAUUCGAUGAUGAAUCGAAGGAGAAAAUUGAAAGUUUUCAACUAUUUCAGCGAGUAGAGUGA